AUGGCCUCGGACAUGGAGGAUCUGAUUCUCAACCUGCAGUAUAUACCGAUCUUCUAUUAUUAUGAUGAAACAGAACCUGUGAAACAAAGUAAAAGCUAUGAAUUUAUACCACCUGACCUGUCUGAGCUCAGGGUGGUUCUGCUGGGAAGCAGCUGGUCCCAGAGGAGCUCAGUGGGAAGCUUCAUACUGGGAGAGGAUGUUUUUAAAGAUGAAGCUCAAUGCUGUUUGAAAAUCAGUAAAGAAGUGGAAAAAACAAAGAUAACCGUCAUCAACACUCCAGAUGUUCCUAAAGAAGAGAACCAGACAGCGUUUAUUGAAGACUGUGCAGAGGCCUCUGCUCCUGGACCGCAUGUGUUCCUGUUGGUUCUACAGCCUGAAAACUUCACAGAUGAAGACAAGAACAGGAUCUAUAGAAUCCUUAAAACCUUUAAUCAUCGAUCAUUUGAUCAUUCGUUUCUAUUGAUUUUGAAAUCAGUGCAAGAUCAAAUGAAAGAAGUUCUAAUCAAGGAACUGAUCAGAAAAUGUAGAUACAGAUACUUAAAGAUGGAGGACAUCGAGCUUCCAGAGCUGCUGACUCGCUUUGGUCAGAUUGUAAAAGAGAACAAUGGAGAACAUGUGAGCUAUGAAGAGUCUUAAGAUGCAGCAGCAGGUUCUGAUGUAGCUAAUUGGGAAUGCAGAAAUAACAGAACAAUUUAAAUAAACCUCUUAGAUAAAUUAUUGUUUAUCUUACAGAAAAUUAUAUAGAUUAAUGUUCUUUUUUUAAAGGUCUCAGGAAUCAAAUAGCCAGGACAGAUCUGUCAUAUAAAGGUGAUUAAGUUGAGUUAUUUAUUAUGCAGACAGCCCACUUCUCUACACUCUGAGCAUUCACAACUAAGAGCAGUUUAUCUGUAAAAUUACCAUGAAUGGCUUUUUUAGAUCAGGAAGAAAAAAAAAAAACAUAUGCAGAGGGAGAACAUAGAAACCCCCACAGAGAAACCUGUUUUAUCUCGGCUCAGAAGCGAUAUGUUGGUCUGAACAUCACUGUGAAUGUGGUACUUUAUGAAUGCGUGAAUUAGGAUGUUCUGAGCAAAAAACAAAAA
Cyprinodon tularosa is the source of this 1079-nucleotide messenger RNA. Its product is annotated as GTPase IMAP family member 4-like. NCBI's taxonomy places the organism in Eukaryota, Metazoa, Chordata, Actinopteri, Cyprinodontiformes, Cyprinodontidae. Gene Ontology annotation, molecular function: GTP binding. The transcript has 3 exons. Bases 1 to 636 code for a protein of 211 amino acids. The record is from RefSeq and is a predicted model, not a curated record.